Messenger RNA from Aureobasidium subglaciale EXF-2481, 1127 nucleotides. RefSeq lists its product as uncharacterized. NCBI's taxonomy places the organism in Eukaryota, Fungi, Ascomycota, Dothideomycetes, Dothideales, Saccotheciaceae. The coding region runs from base 330 to 881 and encodes 183 amino acids. The record is from RefSeq and is a predicted model, not a curated record. The transcript has a single exon.
CUUUCCUCGUACAUGAGGAAUGUGCGACAUCGUCCACCCAAGACGGCAAUAACCAAAACUAAUCAUAUACUAUGACAUCGAAUAUCGAUACCGAGAACGAGAGUGACGCCUCCAGAUUCUCACCACGCGAUGCUGUAGAAAGAGAAGCCCUUGAAUAUUUCUCAAGCAACCCCGGUCUCGACAGCACAGCAAACAACAUCGAUCUCCAUGACUAAUCCCGCACAGUCCUCUCUCCAGAAGGAAUGACUCUGGCAGAACUCUGAAAAUCUUCUCUCGAAUUGCUAUAUCGUAACACACUUACCGACUUGUCGCAAAAAUACCUCAAAGUAAUGCAAAUCAAACCUAUUUGCGAGUUCAUGAAUUACAACGAGAGUGAAGUUUCUAGUAUAGAAGCGCGAUCCUCGGCUCGACAUGUAGGGAUUUCGACAAGUGUGUAUAAACUGGACUUGUUCUCGCGGUGUAGAGUUGGAAGACCGUAUAACAAACCUAUGUCGUUUUUGCAACAUGGUCUUUUCGCUGCUGUUCUAAGACCAGGAGAGGCCUCGGACGAUAGACUCAAAGCUGCGAGAAUGAUCAAGGAGCAACAAACUGCACAUUAUGAAGCUGCUGUGGAGAUAUGGAGCUCGCACCUGGAUAUGCAUGUCCCGAUGUCAGAUGAUGGUUACAUGCGUAUCCUCGCAUUAUCCUGCGAUUUGAAGCGAGAAUUCGAGUACGAGAUCCAUAUCUGGACAUCUUCACCACCAAAAAUACCACCAACAAACCUGCUUAUGAAGCCCCAGAGAUCUUGCAAGUCCAGCCACAAUUCGACCUUGAGCAAUUCAGCAUCUGGGAUUGGAAUCUGCGUAUCGUGGGAAGAGGAAGCAAGAUCCAACGUUUGGUGAGCCAGGGCUUGGAGAGGUGCGAAAAAUAUCUAGCCAGCGGAACGGGUUUGGAAAGGAAAAUAAUCGAUGCAUUAUUUUACAUACGUUGGGAAGGGAUGGUGGGGACAUGGAGGCUAAACUUGCGGAGAUUAGGGAAGUCAGGAGAAAGAGGAUGGUUGUUGCAAGGGCAGUAUAGAUAACCAGAGAUAAUAGACGUCAAAAGACUGGGUUCAUGAACAGAUGGUUGAUGUUGAGGUAUAAGACAAG